CGCAUGCGCAGUACUCCUACCCGGCUUUCGGUUUCACCAUGGCGGACAGAUUCGAGAUGGAGCAGGCGGUGGCACUGCAGGGAGAGAAAGUGAGGAAGCUGAAGCAAGAGAAAGCCAGCUCGGAGCAGAUUGCUGAAGAAGUUGCAAAGCUACUGGAAUUGAAAGCACGGUUGGGACCAGAAGAUGGAAAGCAAAAGUUUGUUCUUAAAACGCCUAAGGGCACCAGGGAUUAUAAUCCAAAACAAAUGGCCAUCCGAGAGAAGGUAUUUGAUACCAUCAUUAAGUGUUUUAAGCGGCAUGGUGCUGAGACCAUAGACACCCCUGUGUUUGAGUUAAAGGAAACACUGACCGGCAAAUAUGGGGAAGACUCUAAGCUUAUUUAUGACCUGAAAGAUCAAGGUGGAGAAUUACUGUCUUUGCGCUAUGAUCUCACUGUACCAUUUGCCCGUUACUUGGCCAUGAAUAAAAUUACCAAUAUCAAGCGUUAUCACAUUGCAAAGGUUUACCGAAGAGACAACCCAGCAAUGACCAGAGGGCGCUACCGAGAGUUCUACCAAUGUGAUUUUGACAUUGCUGGACAGUAUGAUCCCAUGAUUCCUGAUGCCGAGUGUCUGAAGAUUGUGCAUGAAAUUCUGAGUGAACUGGAACUGGGAGAGUUUACUAUUAAGGUGAAUGACAGGAGGAUUUUGGACGGCAUGUUUGCAGUGUGUGGUGUGCCAGACUGCAAAUUCAGAACAAUUUGCUCUUCAGUGGACAAACUAGAUAAGACUCCAUGGGAGGACGUGAAGAAUGAAAUGGUGGGAGAGAAGGGACUGGCACCUGAAGCUGCUGACUUAAUCGGAGAGUAUGUUCAGAACCAUGGUACAUUAGAGCUGAUUGAGCAACUACUGAAGGAUCCCAAACUUUCACAGAAUAAGCAAGCAUUGGAAGGACUUAAUGACAUGAAGCUCCUUUUCCAGUAUUUGGAACUUUUUGGUGUGAAAGAUAAGAUUUCAUUCGACUUGAGCCUGGCACGUGGUUUGGACUAUUACACUGGUAUUAUAUAUGAAGCUGUCCUAAUACAGAAUCAAGGCGCACCUCAGCAACAGAAUGACCAUGCAGAGGAAUCUGUCAGUGUUGGCAGUGUGUCUGGGGGAGGACGUUAUGAUGGUCUUGUAGGAAUGUUUGAUCCAAAGGGCAGGAAGGUACCCUGUGUGGGUGUCAGUAUUGGAAUUGAGAGAAUAUUUUCGAUCAUGGAACAAAAAGCAGAGGCAUCAGAAGCUAAGAUUCGAACCACAGGAACCCAAGUACUCGUGGCAGCUGCACAGAAGAAACUGCUGGAAGAAAGGAUGAAGCUUAUAUCAGAACUUUGGAAUGCUGAAAUCAAGGCAGAAAUGCUGUACAAGAAGAACCCAAAGCUACUCAACCAGCUGCAGUACUGUGAAGAAACAGGCAUUCCACUGGUGGCAAUUAUUGGGGAGCAGGAACUGAAAGAUGGAGUUGUGAAGCUGAGGGUUGUUGAUACCAGGGAGGAGAUUGAUGUUGCCAGACAAAACUUGGUGGAAGAAAUCCAGAAGAGAACCAAAAAUCCAUAGGAGCAUACCUUGCACAUUGAGAGCAGAAGAUGCAGGAAAACACAGCUUCAAAACCUGGCUCUUCCAACAUAGCCUCACUACUCAUACAGAUAUUUAAUUAUACUUGACUAUUUUUUUUUCUAUUGAGAUCAUCUGAUUGCCAUCCAUUAAAUGUUAAUUGUCUAAACUGGUCAAAUCCAGACUUUCCGUUUAAUGUCUAUUUUGAUACUAUACAUCUUUAAAGAUUUUUUCUUCCUGAAUAAUUCAUUUUCCCCGUUAAAUCCUCAAAUUCAUAGCUUGAGAGUAUUAAUCCCUUUUAGCAAUGUUGGGAGACGUAUCACUAAGCUGUUUUUAUUUAUAUCAAAUAUUUGUUCAAGCCCCCACCAUAUAUGCCUUCUGAAUAUUGUCUGUAUCCCUUUACUGCUAAACAGAAAUUAAGGAA
Molecule: messenger RNA, 1995 nt
Organism: Pelobates fuscus (common spadefoot toad)
Lineage: Eukaryota; Metazoa; Chordata; Amphibia; Anura; Pelobatidae
Gene: HARS1
Product: histidyl-tRNA synthetase 1
Exons: 13
Coding region: 39-1574 (511 amino acids)
Biological process (GO): mitochondrial translation; histidyl-tRNA aminoacylation
Cellular component (GO): cytosol; mitochondrion
Molecular function (GO): RNA binding; ATP binding; histidine-tRNA ligase activity
Source: RefSeq, a predicted model, not a curated record